UCUCUCUGUCUCUCUCUCUCUCUCUCUCUCUCUCUCUCUCUCUCUCUCUCUCUCUCUCUCUCACUCACUCACUGUGCAGCGCUCUGGUGGGUCGGUGAAGCCGCUUUUUGGCUUCGGAGCUCCAAGCGAGAGAGAAGCCAGCGCUGAGCAGCCACUGAGGAGAGAGCACGUAAAGGACAUAAAGGAGGAGAAAGAGAAAGACUGACGCAGAUAAAGAGGAGAGGAUAACUUGACGCAGAAGAAGACUGAAAGGGAGACUGUAGUGAUGGCUGAGGCACCUCAGCAGCCGCAGCAGCAGCAGGAGGAGGUGGAGCAGGUGGAGCAGGUGGAGCAGGUGAGCACUGUGGAGGCGACAGAGACUGAUCAGGGGUCUGAAGAACCGAAGGAGAGUGUCCAGACGACCACGACCCGACCUCUGCUGUCCAUGAGGUCCAUGAGCAGCGUGGACCCAGAUGACGAUUCCCCCAACAUGAUCGUCUACAGAAAGAUUGAAGACAUCGUCACUCAAAUCCAGGAUGAGACAGAGGGUGUGCCCAUCAGAACUGUCAAAAGUUUCAUGACCAAAAUCCCCAGUGUUGUUACAGGUACAGAUAUUGUACAGUGGCUGAUGAAGAACCUGUCUAUCGAGGAUCCAGCUGAGGCCAUGCACAUCGGAAGUCUCAUCGCAGCUCAGGGAUACUUCUUCCCUAUCUCAGACCACGUCCUCUCCCUCAAAGACGACGGCACUUUUUACCGCUUUCAGGCGCCAUAUUUCUGGCCAUCCAACUGUUGGGAGCCUGAGAACACAGACUACGCUAUCUACCUGUGCAAGCGAACCAUGCAGAAUAAGACCAGGCUGGAGCUGGCAGAUUAUGAGGCGGAAAACCUAGCCAGGCUGCAGAGAGCCUUUGCCAGGAAGUGGGAGUUUAUCUACAUGCAGGCUGAGGCCCAGGUCAAGAUCGACAGGAAAAAGGAUAAAACCGAGAGGAAGAUCCUUGACAGUCAGGAGAGAGCCUUCUGGGACGUCCAUAGACCUGUGCCUGGAUGUGUUAACACAACAGAAAUGGACAUCAGGAAAUGUAGACGUAUGAAGAACCCUCAUAGAGUUAAAAAGUCAGUGUAUGGUUUGGUGGAGGAGGGAACACAGUCUCAGUCUCCCAUACACACUCCUGCGCACCACUGCAGGAAAGGCACCAAGGAGGAUGUGGAGAAAGAGAUCAUAUUCCUGAACACCCAGGUAGACCGUCACCGUAUGAAGAUGUCCAAAGUUGCUGAAAGCCUGAUAAGCUACACCGAGCAGUACAUUGAGUAUGACCCCUUUGUGACGGGUCCCGAACCGUCCAACCCAUGGACCAGUGAUGAUCCCUCCCUCUGGGAUCUGGAGGCCAGUAAGGAGCCCAGUCAGCAGCGGGUGAAGAAGUGGGGUUUCUCUCUUGAAGAAGCCCUGAAGGACCCGGCAGGACAGGAGCUCUUCCUCAAAUUCCUGGAGUCAGAGUUUAGCUCAGAAAACCUGCGAUUCUGGUUGGCAGUGCAGGACCUGAAGAGGAUGCCCCAGCAGGACGUGGCACAAAGGGCACAGGACAUUUGGGCAGAGUUCCUGGCUGAGGGGGCACCCAGCUCCAUCAACCUGGACUCCCACAGCUAUGAACGCACAAGCCAGAACCUGAAAGACCCCGGACGAUACAGCUAUGAGGAUGCACAGGACCACAUCUACAAACUGAUGAAAAGUGACAGCUAUACACGCUUCCUGCGCUCCAAUGUCUACCAGGACCUGCUGAUGGCAAGGAAGAAGCCCGAAACAGAGCAGGGACGACGUACCUCCCUGGAGAAGUUCACUCGCAGCGUGGGCAAGUCACUGACGGGCAAACGUCUGACGGGCCUCAUGCAGUCGUCCUGACAAGGCCUGGAUCAAGAGUAGGAGGAACCAUACCCAGAAGAGCUGCUUUCCCCCGGGGAGCAGGUGGAAAAGGACCCUGGGGUGUUUGGGUGUGGCUGUGGGAGGCGUGUGAGAGCCCCAAACAAGCCUAGACUGCUGGACUGGAACGCCACCACGUUUUGAAAAUCACCUCAGAUCUAUUCAAGGGGCCGACAUCAUGCAAUAAGUCACCAGACCUGACACCAGGACAGUGCUGUCACAGUGUAGAGGAUAAACAAUGCUACUACUCUUCUUAGGAGGUUUCUACUCAAAAGCCCGCACCAGUGCUAGGCUUUGUGUUUCUCUCUUGUUGUUUUUCUCUACUAUCUACACUCAUGUUAAUAUGGUAGCUGAAGAGGCUAUCGCUUUACUUUCAGUGAUAUAAACAUGGAAUGCUUGAAUGCCUUCAAAAUGAGACUUAGAUUAAUGCUGUAGCUAGCUGUUUUAUCUCGCAUCAUUCACUAGGAUGAUAUAAGGGAAAGGGGGAUGAUAAGAGGGUUCACAGUAAACAUCUGCACUCUUGAGCUGAACGUCUGCUCAAUCUUCACGUGUGUGGCAGUCAGACUUCCUGCUUUAAUGGUGGAUCGGGUGGAGUAGUACACCAACUUUUUAGUAAAAGAGCUUUUUGAUCAAUCUGUUAAUGUGGGGUGGCACAAGAUUAACAACCUUUGUGUGGUUUUAGUUGGUCACAAUGUGUGUUUACAUUUCAUAUAAUUAUCAUAUAAACUAAUGUCUGUUUUUAUGGUCAUCACAGACUGAUUGACAACCUGUUAACACCUUGACCUGUGCUGGUAGGUUGUUCCUGGAAAACAGGUGAACAGGAAAUUAAUAUUUUUUUACAUUUCUGGCAGCAAUAGCUGUUUUUUAGAGAGCUUUUUCUUCAAUGGCUGAAAAGAGAGCGCGCCAUCCUCACAAGCUGCACUAAUCAAGAGAGAAUCCAAGUGUCACUGUACUGGCAUAAAAUAAGUUCUCCACCUACUUCUUAAAUCAAUUUUAAAAAUCUGAAUUGAUGUUUCACCACUGCCACUGUUAUUGUCUGUUUUUAGCAAGAAUUUCUCAAAGCCUCGUAACAACCGCACCAAACAGGCAGAGGUGUGAUCUUGUUGUCAUAAAAAAGGUAAGGUUGAUCAUUUUACAAAAACAGGUGUAUGACUUUAAAAUGAGUGAGUUGGUACAAUGUUAGGCUUUAUUAUAUUCUUCUGAACAUUCCACUUCAGGCGGCCACAAUAAGGUUUGGUGGGCCGACCUCUUAACCAUUCUUCACCUUAUGUAAAGAGGACCACGAUAAUAAAAGAGGAAUGCACAUUAAAAAGAGGGAUUUUGCCCAUUA
This is a messenger RNA of Dicentrarchus labrax (European seabass), 3224 nucleotides long. RefSeq names its product regulator of G protein signaling 6 (gene rgs6). Bases 266 to 1876 code for a protein of 536 amino acids. NCBI's taxonomy places the organism in Eukaryota, Metazoa, Chordata, Actinopteri, Moronidae. The transcript has 18 exons. The record is from RefSeq and is a predicted model, not a curated record. Gene Ontology annotation, biological process: regulation of G protein-coupled receptor signaling pathway; intracellular signal transduction; G protein-coupled receptor signaling pathway.